AUGGCCACACACGCCCUAUUCGAGUCUGCUUCUGGGUAUGCAGUCUUUGAGAUCAAGUUACAAGAGAAUGUCGGCGCCAUGACGAAGGCUGUCCAGGACUCCAUCGACGAUCUGGCAAAAUUUGGGAAAAUGGUCACUCUGAUCAGCUUUUCGCCGUUCAAGAAUGCUGCACACGCCCUGGAGAAUGCAAACGAUAUCUCAGAAGGGAUCCUGAACGACCACCUGAAAUCGUUGCUGGAACUGAACUUGUCCAGGACGUCCAAAACAUCGACGACAACGUUGGCAAUAUGGGAUCCGGUGCUGGGGUCAUCCAUUAAAGCUGUUCUCAAUAUUGACUGCGACACCUCGGAUACUUCAAAAGACAUCAUUCGCGGUAUUCGACAACAUGCACCCAAGCUCCUCAAAGGCAUGCAAGCGGACGACCUCACCAAAGCACAAUUGGGCCUGGGUCACUCGUACUCGCGCGCGAAGCUGAAAUUCAACGUGAAUCGGAUAGACAACAUGAUCAUACAGGCUAUCGCGUUGCUUGACCAGCUGGACAAGGACGUCAAUCUGUUCUCCAUGCGCAUACGAGAGUGGUACGGCUAUCACUUUCCAGAGCUGGUGAGGAUCGUGCCGGACAACUAUCAGUACGCGCGAGCGGCACAGUUCAUUGGAGCAAAGGAGACGCUAAACGAGGAGAAGUUGCAUGACCUGGCCGCCAUCCUGGACGACGACAUGACACUAGCUCAGAAUGUGCUGGAUGCGGCGAGGGGUUCCAUGGGCUCGACAUUGUCCGAAAUUGAUAUGCUCAAUAUCAACGCAUUCGCAAUCCGUGUGGUCUCGCUGGCGGAAUACAGGAAGUCUCUCAUGUCGUAUCUUUCGGAGAAAAUGAACGUCGUCGCGCCAAGUCUCACCGCAUUGCUGGGAGAGCGGAUCGGCGCGCGGUUAAUCAGUCAUGCGGGUAGCCUGACGAACCUCAGCAAGUACCCCGCGAGCACAGUGCAGAUCUUAGGUGCCGAGAAAGCAUUGUUCCGCGCUUUGAAGACAAAAGGGAAAACGCCAAAGGCAUGUAUGUACGGUCUCAUCUAUCACUCUUCUUUCAUUGGACGCGCAGGACCAAAGUACAAGGGUCGUAUCUCACGUUUCUUGGCGAACAAAUGUUCAAUCGCGUCGCGAAUAGAUUGUUACUCUGACAAGCCGUCUCCGAUGUUCGGAGAGGCGCUCAGGCAGCAAGUGGAAGAGCGCCUGAAUUUCUUUGAAACCGGUGCUUCACCAUCGAAGAACGCUGAUGCUAUUCGGAAAGUGUUGGAUCAGCUUGCGUUAGAUGACGACGAGGAUGACGAGGAAGAGGCGAUGGAUGCCGAACCCGCCUUGCCUCUCAUUGAGGUCACGCCGAAGAAAGAUAAAAAGAAGAAGCGCAAGAGCAGCGACGACGACAUGGAUGUCGACGAGGAAAAUGGGGAGCCUGUGAAAAAGCGCAAACUGUCCAAGGAGGAAAAGAAGGCGCUGAAGAAGGAAAAGAAGAAAGAGAAGAAGGGGGCCGAGGAUAAGGGAUCAACAUCGAAAAAAGAGAAAACGAAGGAGAAAAAAGAAAAGGAGAAAAAGAAGAGUAAAGAGUGA
This is a messenger RNA of Fibroporia radiculosa, 1602 nucleotides long. RefSeq lists its product as uncharacterized. Gene Ontology annotation, molecular function: snoRNA binding. The transcript is spliced from 5 exons. The record is from RefSeq and is a predicted model, not a curated record. Gene Ontology annotation, cellular component: box C/D methylation guide snoRNP complex; small-subunit processome. NCBI's taxonomy places the organism in Eukaryota, Fungi, Basidiomycota, Agaricomycetes, Polyporales, Fibroporiaceae. The coding region runs from base 1 to 1602 and encodes 533 amino acids.